ACUCAUUUUCAAAUUAUAUGGAUGCAACGCAAAUAAAUACUUCUGAGACCUUAAUUACUAAUAAAGACACUGGAAUAGAUAAAUGCAUAGUUGUGGAUAAAGAUACUGGUGAGGAUAAUAACAUUGAUGUGAAUAAAAACAUAGACAAUAAAAUUGACUGUAUUGAAUUGGAUGUUGAUUCUUAUAAAGUAACCCAAGAUACUGUAAAUCUUGUUAAAUAUACAAAUGAUGAAAAUUCUUGUGAGGUAAUAAAAUUAUGA
Racocetra fulgida is the source of this 260-nucleotide messenger RNA. NCBI's taxonomy places the organism in Eukaryota, Fungi, Glomeromycota, Glomeromycetes, Diversisporales, Gigasporaceae. The record is from the annotation of a GenBank genome assembly.